GGUUACAGUAAUUGUUGUGCUAUAAAGAAACAAGCUUUACAUGGAAGCACAAUAAAAGGGGACUGAAAUUAUACUGUAUCAGAAAGAAAGGCGUGAUCACCGAGUACCAUGGGGAACAGUGCCUUGAAAGCUCACAUUGAGACUGCACAGAAAACUGGCGUGUUCCAGUUGACAGACAAAGGUCUAACUGAAUUUCCUGAAGAUCUGCAAAGAUUAUCUGGAAACCUGCGGACGAUUGACCUUUCCAGCAACAAGAUUGAGGUGGUACCACCGAUGAUGGGGAAAUUCAGCCUUCUAAAGAGCUUGUCCCUAAACAACAAUCGGAUAAGUAGGCUUCCAGAUGAGCUAUGCAAACUUAAAAAGCUGGAGACCCUGCACCUAAAUGGUAACCAAAUUAGCCAACUACCAGCGGAUUUUGUGCAGCUCUUAGCCUUGAAAACUUUAAAUCUGUCUGGCAACCGGCUGAAAACUCUGCCAGCACAACUCUUCAAGCUAAGAAACCUGGAUGUGGUAGAUCUAUCAAAAAAUAGGAUCCAAGCCAUUCCCGACGAAGUCUCUGGACUGCAGGCCAUAGAGCUGAAUCUUAAUCAAAAUCAGAUAUCACAGAUCUCCGUGAAUAUUUCCCACUGUCCACGUUUAAAGGUGCUUCGUCUAGAGGAAAAUUGUUUAGAAUUAAGUAUGUUGCCUCCGAGCAUCCUCAGUGAUUCGCAGAUUUCUCUGUUGGCUGUGGAGGGGAACCUUUUUGAAAUAAAGAAGCUCAGAGAUCUGGAGGGCUAUGACAAGUACAUGGAGAAAUUCACAGCCACUCGGAAGAAGUUUGCUUGAAUGGGUUGACUAAGAGCAGUGACAAUGUACAUGCCGAUGCACAGGCAUGCUCUAAAUAUAGAGCUAGCUAGAUGUGGACCACAACUACACCAGAAGGAGCUUUCACAUGGGACAAAGGCACAGGAGACUGGAAGGCAGAUGACAAGAAUGUGUGUCUCAGGCCACUAAACACAUUGCUUAUAACUGAUUUGCGAGCCUUCAUGUAUGUUUGUUUACAAGUGCUAAAUUAGAUCAUGAAUAUACUGGUAAACAUAUCUAUAUGCAAAAGUUUGAUUAAAAAAAACAACUAACACACAAUAGUAAUCUAGAAUAAUUCCAUUUUUGUUUUUUUCUGAACAAAACUAGUAAACUAAUAAUGGAAGCUGUUUCCAGAUCAGCUUCACUGUUUAGAAACCAAAACUCUCCUACUUUGCAAAAUACUCAGGUAAUUUUAAUGGUUAAUGGACCAGUAACACCAGAAAAUAACAAUUUUCAAUUUAAUUUGUCUUCUCCAAUUUUUCGUUCCAGUAGAUGUGCAUUUAUUUAAGCUGUAACCCCUGGUUUUUUUUUUUUAUAUAUAUAUAUAUAUAUAUAUAUAUAUAUAUAUAUAUAUAUAUAUAUAAUAUACAUUUGUAACAUGUUUAUUAAAAUCCUGUACACUAUUAUUUAAA
Messenger RNA from Xenopus laevis (African clawed frog), 1475 nucleotides. It is a transcript of the gene lrrc57.L, whose product is annotated as leucine rich repeat containing 57 L homeolog. The record is from RefSeq and is marked provisional. Lineage: Eukaryota; Metazoa; Chordata; Amphibia; Anura; Pipidae. Gene Ontology annotation, cellular component: cytoplasm.